UUUUCUUCUAAUAAAGGGAUACGCGUGAUUUCCCCAUCAGAUUUCAUAACAACUGAUAAGAAAAUAGUGAUUUGUUUCGAAACUAAAUGCAUUUUUCAUUCAAUUUAUUAUGUCAUUAUGUAAAAGAUUAUUUUUUACUACUUAUUUUUUACUAGUCAACUAGAACAACUGAUAAGAAUAAUCGCAUUGAUCGCGAUGAUACCCUUAAUGUAAGAAAAUAUUACUAUUAAAAUUAUUUCAGAAAUAUUAAAUGAAUACCAGCAUAGUAAUGAGGCGUUUUAUCACAUAGAAAAGGAUCUGGAUUUAUAAACGGUUAAGGACUACACAAUACGCGAACAUUGAAAGAUAUUAUGAGCGAGAGUUUUUUUUUAACAAUUUCAUUCCUAUACAAUCUAUUUUGUAUAAAUUUUAUGCAAUUUUGUGCUUUUUAUAGGAAUGUUCGUGGUAAAAAAUAAGUAAACACAUUUAUUUAUUUUUAUUUUUUAUAAUUUAAAUAAAAUUUUACGUGUAUUCGUUAAAAUAUUCUAUCCAACGUAUCACCAGAAACGUAAUCGGUACUAAUAAAUUACAACAAUUAUCGAUAAACGCAAAGACCAUACAAAACCUACACUAUUACCAGAAUUUUAUUAUAUAGCGAGAUGAACUAUAUAUUUAAAUAGUUUUUAAUAAUAUACGAAAUAUUUAUAGUUUUUGAAACGCAAUAAAAAUACCGCAACAUUAAAGUUACCCAUUUUUCUCCUUUUAGCAUUCAUAUUCCCAUUCCAUACAUACAUCAGUCACACUACUAUGUUUCAUUGCCAUCGUUUCUUUUUAAAACCGCUACUAACACCAACUACUUUACUUAUGUUUAUACAUGUGAAUUUCGAGCUUGUUAUUUAACCAUAUUUGAGUAAACUGAAAAUAUGCAGAACUGUAUAAAGUUAUGCCGUAUUGUGCCAUUGAUUGGUAAAAGUAGUCGCGGUAUUAGCACAACAACUCCACUGGAAGGUAAACGAAAUUUUCGCAAAUUUCAAGUACCCAACAAACGGGGUACACGCAGCGUCAAAGAAGCACAAAAAACAUUAGCAAAUCCUCCAGUACCUAUUGAUAAGCGAGGUGUACGGGACACGGGCGUUACCAUUGAUGGUAGAUUUGUGGAGAUACCAGAACGUAUACCCGAAUUAAUAGUACCGGAUCUGACUGACUGCAAGUUGAAACCCUAUGUAUCAUACAAAUCACCAGAAGUAAUUCAAUCGGAGUUCACCAGUUUGGAUUUGUUCAAUGCGGUUUAUUCUAAGAAGCUAAUUGAAGAUUUCAAAGAAGGAAAACUGAAUGAUGAUGGUAGUCCUGUAAACCCUUCAAAAGAUGAACAGUUGACUGCUGAUGAAGCUUUAAUACGUGCACGUAAAACCGGUACAGAUAUAUUCUAAAGCGUAUA
This is a messenger RNA of Bactrocera oleae (olive fruit fly), 1417 nucleotides long. RefSeq names its product mitochondrial ribosomal protein L41 (gene mRpL41). NCBI's taxonomy places the organism in Eukaryota, Metazoa, Arthropoda, Insecta, Diptera, Tephritidae. The record is from RefSeq and is a predicted model, not a curated record. Gene Ontology annotation, cellular component: mitochondrial large ribosomal subunit. Gene Ontology annotation, biological process: translation. Gene Ontology annotation, molecular function: structural constituent of ribosome.